Oryzias melastigma (Indian medaka) is the source of this 3200-nucleotide messenger RNA. RefSeq names its product ribonuclease inhibitor-like. Lineage: Eukaryota; Metazoa; Chordata; Actinopteri; Beloniformes; Adrianichthyidae. The transcript is spliced from 5 exons. The record is from RefSeq and is a predicted model, not a curated record. Gene Ontology annotation, molecular function: protein binding. Bases 180 to 716 code for a protein of 178 amino acids.
GGUUGCAGGACUGCAGUUUGACAGAGAUCAGCUGUAAAGCUCUAGGUUCAGCUCUGAAGUUUAACCCAUCCCAUCUGACAGAACUGGACUUGAGCUGGAACAAGCUGCAGGAUUCAGUAUGUAGUCAUCUGUGUGGUUUUCUGGAGAGUUCAGACUGCAAACUGCAGACUCUGAGGUUGAUGAGCUGCAGUUUGACAAAGACCAGCUGUGAAGCGCUUGGCACAGCUCUGAAGAACAACCCGUCCAAACUGACAGAACUGGACCUGAGUGGGAACAACAACCUUCAGGAUUCAGGAUUUAUUCAUCUGGGUGAUUUUCUAAAGAGUCCAGGCUGCAGACUCCAGACUCUGAGGCUGGAGAACUGCGGUUUGUCAGAAAAAUGCUGUGAAGUUCUGGGCUCAGCUCUGAAGAUCAACCCAACUAAUCUAACAGAACUGGACCUGAGCCACAACAAGAACAUUCAGGAUGUUGGAGUCUUAUAUCUGCACAGUUUCUUUAAGAAUCUAGGCUGGAGACUUCAGACUCUGAGAUUGAAUGACUGCAGUUUGUCAAGUAUGAGCUGUACUACUUUGGUCUCAGCUCUGAAGUCCAACCCGUCCUACCUGGCAGAACUGGACCUGAAAAGCAAUGACCUGCAGGAUUCAGAUGUUCGGGAGCUCCAGGAUCUGGUGAAGAAUCCAAAAUUCAAUCUGCAGACUCUGAGGUGGAAGGACUAAAUUAUCUGCUCCUCCUGAUGGUCUGCAGAGAUGUUCUGUCUGGAGAGUGAAAGAGGAAUCAAAGAAAGUGGAGAUGAGUUCCAGAGCUCAACUGUGUCUCUCAGAAUCAAGUUUACAGUUGUUGAGCUACAGCCCCCCUGCUGGACUGAUGGAAACCUGCACUUCAUCUUCUCAUUGUAACUUAGGGUGUUGGGCAGUCUUCUGCUUAUGUAGAAUUGUGUAAAUCAAAAUUGUAUUCUUCUUUUUCAUGUUGAAUCUUUACCAGACCUUUAUAUCCACACAAAUUAGACUAAGAUUUCCUGAUAAAAAGUUGCUGCCCUCCUAGAGCCGACAGGACAUUUUCUCCAGAAACUCCAAAAUCUGGAAUAGGGCUGCAGUUUAACUGAGAGGUGAAGAGUUCAAUGAUCAUUUUGAUCAUACUGUUUAUUUUUAGCAACAAACAAACAUUUAACUUUUUUGUUGGUUUAUUGUUUUGUUUUAUAUUGAGCUUUUUUUUGUCUAAUUUUUAAAAAUCUAUUUGAAUUAUUUUUUGUUUCAUCAUGUCCCAUUAAGAAUGCUUUCCUUGGCUUUUUAAAAACUGGUAUGAAGACUUUUCAUUAUUGUGAUGCUCAAAUUCUUAGAUGAUUCAGUGUAAAAGUGCUGAGCAAAAAGAGGAGGUGGAUUUUUUUCUGUUGUUUGUGCAGAAACAUGUGUUCCAGGAUCUUAUUAGUUGGAGAUAGUUGUAACCAGAUAGUUAAAAAUGUAAUAUAUCACUCAUUAUGAACUCUGACAAAAAUGUCAACUAUAAUGUAGUUCUUUGCUUAUUGAAAGUUUAUUUUUCAUUAUUCCAUAGUCAUACACAUUGUUCUUUUGUACACCUUGGGGGAAUGGGAUUUUUUUUUAUAUCUACUUUUUAAUAUUAUCACCUUAUAUUAAUAAUUACAUUUAAUGAGUUUUUGACAAGAUUAUCAACAUCGGGUGACCCAUUGAUUAAAUAGAAGAUUUAUGUUUUAUACCAAUGUGUGUGUAUGUGGGUCAGGGAAAGACACAGUCAGGCGUUAGAUUCUGUUACUGUCUCUGUAACUGGGAAAAACAUUUGAACCAGAACUCUGGAUUGCAAAAUUAUGAUAAUAAAAUAAAUAAUUUUUAGAUUUUAUUUCUGUUUUCCAGAAAAUCUCAUUGUCAAACGAACAUGCAGCUUUAAAUUCAGAAAACUGCUAUAUGGUCACAUGACCAUGUUCAUUGCAUGGACAUGGACAAAUUGUGCGAUUAUGUAAUUCACUGGUUUGUAUUUAUUAAUUCUCAAAAAGUUUUUUUUUUUUUUUUUACUUUUUCAUAUAGAUAAGGGGUAAAGAGAUACAGACUGAACAAAGCGCUGAGAACUUGGCAUAUAACCCAUCCCUAAUUUCCACUCCAAUUACUGGGACUCUUUGUCCGGUCGGACUGGAAGUUUUUACCAGAAGUGGAACGGGCUCUCGAAAAGGUCUAAGAAGUGUGCCACAGUGCUAUUUUUUAAUGAAGAAAGUGUGUUUAUAACAAAAAAAGCAUCGUUUUAUUUUAUCUUUUAACAAUAAUCUGACAUCAGUAUUGUCAUAUGUAGCGUGAAAGGGGUCAAAUUCAAUGAAGAAUUUGACUUUGUCUCAUAAAGGGGCACCACCUUCCUUAAGGAAGGAAAAAUUACUCAAUGAUAAAAGUUGAUCAAUUUCAGCUUUAAAAUUGAUUAAAGAGCAGUGCUUUAAGUGGGCCGGUGCGCUCCGGUGCUGAGCACCGGGACUUCUUUAAAUCUCACAUCGGAGCACCGGCACUUCUCACCUAGCUAGGACCGUCCGGGGCUCUGAUUAGAUCAAUUUAGACUUGUAUAUGCAGAGGAAUCACGAAGAACGCGCAAGACAUACUACACAUGAGAGAUGAUACAGUGCAUAAUUUCUUUUGUACUGCUCAGAGCGCCAUUCCAACAGAACAACACAAGCUCCUGAUUAUCCUUCCCCUCUCUCUCACCUAUGGUGCAAAAAGAAGUAAACACAUCCAGAUAAAAUAAUAAAGAGAAAAACAGAGUAACACAACCAGACAACAACUCACGUAUACAAAAACCCAUAUUUAAAAUCGAAUUUACCUAGAAAAACAAAAGUGAAGGUAUCCCACAAUUCAUUGCGCUUGGCAGAUAGCAAGCUGAAUUUGUACGUCAACGUCAGUGGGCAUCUCUGCACCAUUUUAUCACCGGACAGAGGGAGUAACAUCCCCGUAUAAAUGCAUUAGCUCCGGCGCCAAAUGAAAGACCGAGUUUGUCUGAGUCGCGUUUUUAGGGCAGCUACAGUCGACAACCAUGAGUAAGCUUAUUGGAUGUUCACAUCCCCCCUUCCACUGAAAGCACCUCGGGAGAAGAUGUCAAUCAAAUUCUCAAGGUGGGGACCAGCGGGCACCACACGCUGUCAUUUGACGCGUCUGAUUGGUCAGUUUUUAACUUGACUAACUUACGGUAAGGACAAAAAAUAUCCUGGAAAAAAA